GUAGACGAGAGUCGGCCAUCCGACGUGGGAGCCAGCCCCGCGCGACGCGACACUGUGUCAGUGCGCGAAUACGUGCGAGUGUGUGUGUGAGAGUGCGUCGACGCAUUGGAUACAUCACACCACGCGCCGGUAAAUGGACCGCCCAGCCUGAGCCAGUUGGUGCUCUUCCGAGCCGCACAUGCGCAGAGCGCAGGAGGUGUUGGUUCCGACAGCUGCCGCUACAAGACACAGCGCUGCGCGCGGCACCGCACUGCAGGUGCGAAGCAGAAGCAGAAGGCGAAGGCCGCGGCGGGACAUCUCCGCCUGCUGCGUCUAAACAUGGCCACGGAGGGACUUCUUGACGGCGCCCGUCAACUCAAGAUCCACGGCGCCAAUGGCAAGCAUUCCCCGAACGUGGCCAACGGCAAGGCUAACGGCGUGAAGCUCGUCAGGAAGAAUGGACUCAGCCCCGGUGUUCGCAAUGGCAUGGCUACAGAUGUCCAUUCCAAGGGAAAAGAAAAGAUUCGCUCCAAAGAGUCCUUUGAAGAAGUGCCACUUUACACUGCUGUCAUGACAUAUAUGGGAUUCUACUUGCUGGUUGUCUUAGGAUAUCUAAACCAAUUUCUCUUUGCUCCUCCUGUUGCCAAAGAAAAGAACCGAAAGGGCUAUGUUCCUCUCUAUAACAGAUUUGAACAAUUUUAUUCAAGAUAUGUAUACAGGCGUAUUAGAGAUUGCUGGAAUAGACCAAUAUGCAGUGUUCCGGGUGCUGAAGUUGUCUUAAAAGAUCGAAUAACUAAUGAUUAUGGGUGGACUUUUGAGUACACUGGACUUGAAAAGAAAUGCUUGAACUUAGGAUCCUACAACUAUCUUGGAUUUGCUGAAGCGUCUGGUCCUUGCGCUGAGGAGUCGAUAGAGUCCAUCAAGAAAUAUGCAUGCUCUUUGUGCAGCACUCGACAUGAACUCGGCACAAGUCCUAUUCAUCUGGAGCUAGAAGAAACGACUGCUCGUUUUCUGGGAGUGGAGGCAGCUAUCACUUUUGGCAUGGGCUUCGCGACCAAUGCUCUAAAUCUUCCAUGCAUAUUGUCCCCUGGGUGUUUGGUGAUCAGCGAUGAGAAAAACCAUGCAUCCCUCAUCCUUGGCUUGCGACUGUCUGGUGCCACAAUCCGAGUUUUCAAGCACAACAACAUGAAAGACUUGGAAAAAGUUCUACGCAAUGCAGUUGUCCAGGGUCAGCCUAAAACUCACGUACCAUGGAAGAAGAUUCUCAUUGUUGCAGAAGGAGUCUACAGUAUGGAAGGCUCUAUUGUGCAUCUCCCUGAGGUUAUUGCCCUAAAGAAGAAAUACAAGGCAUACCUGUUCUUGGACGAAGCUCAUAGUGUUGGAGCCAUGGGACCAAGAGGACGAGGUGUUGUGGAUUAUUUCGGUGUUAAUCCCCAUGAUGUAGACGUUUUAAUGGGAACAUUCACCAAAAGCUUUGGCUCAGCUGGAGGGUACAUUGCUGGCUCCAAGGAACUGGUUGACUACUUCCGUGUUAACAGUCAUGCAGCUUGCUAUGCAUCUUCCAUGUCACCCCCUGUUGCACAGCAGAUUAUCACUUCAAUGCGCAUAAUCAUGGGAGAAGAUGGAACUCAUGAAGGUCAGAAAAGAGUAAUGCAGUUGGCACGUAAUACAAGAUACUUCCGACGGCGUCUCCACCAGAUGGGCGUCAUUAUCUAUGGCAAUGAGGAUUCUCCUGUUGUCCCUCUACUUGUUUACAUGUUCUCCAAAAUUGGGGCAGUAGUAAGAACUUUAGUGAGUAAGAAGAUUGCAGCCGUGGGUGUAGGUUUCCCAGCUACUCCAUUGAUGGAAGGGCGAAUCAGAUUUUGUCUCUCAGCUGCCCAUACCAAGGAACAGUUGGACAAUGUUUUGGACAUCCUUGAAGACAUAGCUGAAAGGCUUGGACUGAAGUAUUCUCAGCUUCCUCGUUAUAAGGGUGUUAUUCAAUAUGAAGACGAAAUAGAGUAAAAUUUGAAUUUGGAAGUGAUCCAAUGCAGUUGGCUGCCUUGCAUCAAGGCACAAGUACAAUCCUAAAACCUGUGUGGACAUUGCACAUUGACCAGAAUGGCCCACUAUUUUUGAUACAGUGCUUUUAUUGUUUUAUUGUCAAAUAAACUGUGCUUGACAAACUAGUUGGAUAUUUUAAGUGAAAUACGGACAAACAAACUUCUGUUGUUUUUUUAGUGUACAUACGGAAGUACUACAAGCAAGUUUGUGUUUUCAAAAUUAUGCCUGCUGCUCCUAUGCACAAAUAUUAUGUCAGUGUAUUCUUGAACCCUUAUUAUUGCGGUCAACUCCAGAGUUUAGGAACUCUUGUUCUAAAUCCUUCUUAGAGACGCAAGUGACUUUCCUCUCAGAUCACUGACCAACAGUUCUUUUUUAAACUAGUUGACUUUCUUCUCCUUUAUUAAAUUUGUAAGUAUUCUUAAAGCUUCAAGUCAUUGGUCGUUAUCAAUGAGGCUCGUGGAAGUUGAAGUGCUGGUUAAGUUACAGUUGAGUCCUAUAGGACUCAAAGGUACAGUAGUGCAUAAUGCUGAGGUUGUUGAGACAUUUCCUCUGUUUUGCAAGUGGCUCAGGAACUAUUUUAGUCAUGUGUUAAGUUGAUUUUUUUUUAAGAUACUUGUUGUAUUUGUUAAGGAAUAUUAAUAAUAGAUGCCAGUUAUUUUUAAUAUUUUGAACACAUUUUCUUCAAUUGUAAAAAAAAUUGUUGUUUCCUUUCGCUCACUUCUGACUCAUUCCAUGUUUUGCAUUUAAUCGUGGAUGUGAGGAAAAUCACUGAGGAUGCCUCCAAAUUUUUUUCACUUUAUUUUUAAUAGAGUUUUCAUUGAAAGACUUCAUGAUGUUCAUAGCUAGUUGGAGUUAGUUACUUUUUAAACAAUAUUUUUCCAAAUUUUGUUUGUUAUAAUUUGAUAGAUUACCUGAAAGGUCGCCUGAGUAGAUUCUGAAAUCAUUUUAGAUUGCUUGAAAUUCGUAUUUUUGUAAACAUUUGCAUUUUGAAAAAAUAUGAGUUAUAAUAUUUCUCCGGGUAAGCAGAGUAUGCAUGUCGCCUCUUGACAAUUACGUAUUGCUUUUCACAAUAAUAAGCAGCUUUACGUAUCUAAUCCUGUGAUCUGUGAUGUUCACACUAAAACGCUUACUUUUCUAUGGUAAGUCUUAAAUCAUUUGAGCACCUGUAGAUGGUCCUUUUUUGCAAAGAGUGCCUAUUUUCUGUCUAAGCCCUUGAGUUGUCGUUAGGUAACAAAUCACCUACUUAGCAGUAUUGACUGAUAUCCAAGGCUUUGUGGCAUAAUUUAGAAGCAAAGAUUUCACUAUCAUUAGGCUACAACUUAAGUAACUCUCAUACCUUAAUAAGUUGAAGGUAGCGUCCGUCAAAAGUUGCUCCCGAAUAAUGGUCAUCCCUGCAUGUUCUGUAUAGUAGUUUGUAUCCCGUAAAUGUCCUGUGUUAUCUUCCAUAUUGAUAUGUUAUGAAGACUUCAGUGUUGAUAUUUCCAUGUAUAUGUUACAGAAUGUGUUCAUGUAGCAGAUUGUUAUUUGGUUGCACCAAUGACAGUUUUGUCUUGCUUGCACCAAAGAAGAUGCUUGCAAUUAGAUGUCUUUUAUGUUCCUAAUAUUUAAGACUGUAUUCAAAAGAUCACAAUCAUAUUAAAUUAUUCUUUGAGUUCUAUCAAUUAAAUAGAUGGUAGUUGUUUUUUUUUUUUUUUUUUUCAUGAAGAGGUAAAAAAAUUUUGUGAUACUGCUUUCUUUAGUUACGAGUAUGCAUUUUGUUGCCUGUCACAAUGAUUGAAGCAAGGCUUAUUUUUGUAACACAAAUAGAACUAUAAAUGCAACAAAUUACUUUGUGAAAAUUUUGGAAAAAUUAAAACAUUUUUGCAAUUUA
This is a messenger RNA of Thrips palmi, 3892 nucleotides long. RefSeq names its product serine palmitoyltransferase 2 (gene lace). The transcript is spliced from 11 exons. Bases 319 to 1983 code for a protein of 554 amino acids. Gene Ontology annotation, cellular component: serine palmitoyltransferase complex. Gene Ontology annotation, molecular function: serine C-palmitoyltransferase activity; pyridoxal phosphate binding. The record is from RefSeq and is a predicted model, not a curated record. Gene Ontology annotation, biological process: ceramide biosynthetic process; sphingosine biosynthetic process. Lineage: Eukaryota; Metazoa; Arthropoda; Insecta; Thysanoptera; Thripidae.